Manis pentadactyla (Chinese pangolin) is the source of this 3538-nucleotide messenger RNA. RefSeq names its product interleukin 18 receptor accessory protein (gene IL18RAP). Gene Ontology annotation, biological process: interleukin-18-mediated signaling pathway. Lineage: Eukaryota; Metazoa; Chordata; Mammalia; Pholidota; Manidae. Gene Ontology annotation, molecular function: interleukin-18 receptor activity. Bases 1387 to 3270 code for a protein of 627 amino acids. The transcript has 11 exons. The record is from RefSeq and is a predicted model, not a curated record.
UGCUUAACCUUCCCCUUCCAUCUGAGUCAUGUCUCUCCUCAACUUCCCAGGUCUGCUGCCUUUAUUUUUAUCACCGUGCUGCCCCCGUAUCGCAUGGGAAGCCUGGAGCAUCCCAUGCCUGGAAUAUCCUUCCAGUUGCUUCCUAGAACCUCUCUUGGAAUAAACGUGGAAAAAACAAAACAAAACAAAACAACUCAUGUAAUAUUGGAAUCCUAGGUGGAUUCAUGACCAGUGUCAGAUGUAGUUUUGGGCUUAUUCCUGAUUAUAAUUGCUAACUCCUUUUCUCUUAUCACUCUCACUUCAGGUAGACUUAUUUUGGUUUCAUCCAAAGUGAAUUUAGUCUUUAUUUGUAUUUGAUGUUAUCAUCUACUUAUGUAUAGAAAUAGCCCUGGAACUUUGACAUAUUCAGCUCAAUCAGUCCUGUCUUUGUCGGAAUAUGAGACUCUUAAGGGAGGGCGAUAUCUAGGCUUGGCCAAGAUGCUUUCUGCACAAAGCUCUUUCUGACUUGUGUGGUCUCAGGGUGCUCUCAAGUCCUUAUUAAAUUAUUUUAGUUGCUCAACUGAAGGAAAAUUCUUAGUUAUAUGUUAUUUUUUGAAGCCUUCUCUGUUAAUAAAUAGGCACCAAAAAGAAAAACCUGCUGGUUUUAGACUUUAAAUUUAUUUUCCUCUCUGUCAAUUAAUUAUUUCUUCAUAGAAAUGGUGUUUGAGAUAUGUAUUUUUUUCUUUUUCAGAAUUAAGAAGCUCAAAAGGCUUCAGCUUAUACUUUAAAGGUUCUUUUUUGGGGCUUAGUUUUCUAAGACCAAAGAAAAAAACCCAAGCCCACAGUUGAGAAACUGAGUUGUUAACAUUCUUCAACAGGAAAUUCCUGUAAAGGAAGCAGGUUUACUCACUCUUUCAACUAACCCUAACCACAAACCUAUCUAGUGGAGGAGGUUGAUCAGAGAAGAGUCUCAGAUACUUCGUCCUCGGGGCAUUUCCUUCCACUGCUGGAGGUAGUUAAUUUGGUUUUUCUGUCUGACCAUGGAUUUGACGAUAUCAGUGGUCACAUACAAAAUAAAAAAGGUUUUCCUUUCUUCUCCAGGCAUAGCUCAUUAUUUCCAAACUUGCGUGAGUUAAAUGGCUAUCUUUUCAUCUUCAGGUAGCUCUCUGGCUAGAAAGACCAAUAGUAGGAUUCUUUGAAAAUGGAUAUUCCCAUGUGUUCUUCAGAUAAAAACGCCGGCAGGCACUGAAAUAAGGACUUGACAUUUCUUCCUGUUUUCUAUGCCUUAAGGACAGAAAAUAAAGACAUGAAGAGGAUUCUCAGGGCAGAGCUCGGAAUCACAAUGCACUACUGUCUGGCAACAGAAUAAAUUUACUGAAGUGGUGAUAUAGGGACCCAGGGAGAAUAAUGCUCUGUCUGGCCUGGAUAUUUAUUUGGUUUGUUGCAAGAGAGAGAAUUGAAGGAUUUAAUAUUUCAGAUUGCUCCACCAAGAAAUUUCUCUGGGCUUAUUCAGCAAGAAGUGAAGAGGAGUUUGUCUUAUUUUGUGAUUUAUCAGAGCUACAGAAAUCGCAUUUACACCACAGAAAUCAAAUCUCACCAACCCAAGGCUCUGAGCACUUGCCCUGCAGUGGCAGUAAGGACCUAUCUGAUGUCCAGUGGUACCUGCAACUUCAAAAUGGAGAACCAUUAGUGGAAGUUACUGAAAACCAUCCUCACAUCAUCCAGGACAAGAACACCCUCCGUUUUCUGACCACAGGGAUGAAUAAUGCUGGGUCAUAUAUUUGUAGACCCAGGAUUAGGAGCCCUCAGGAUGAGGCCUGUUGUGUCAAGACUGUCUUAGACGUCAAGCCCAAGACAAAUGCAUCCUGUACGAGCCCUGUCAGAUCACAUAAGCAGUGCCUUCUUCUUGGUAGCAUUAGCUCUAUCUAUUGCCCCAGUCUUGGCUGCCAAAGUGACUCACGAAGUCCAGAGGUGACCUGGUACCAGAAUGGAAAACUACUUCCUGACGAAAGGAACAACCGGAUCAUCAUGGAUGAAAUUUACGACUAUCAUCAGGGCACGUAUGUGUGUGACUACACUGAGUCGGAUAAUACGAGUUCGUGGACAGUCAGGGCUGUUGUUCAAGUGAGAACCAUUGUGAAAAACACUAAUCUCAAGCCAGAUAUUCUGGAUCCCACCAAGGACACACUGGAAGUCGAACUUGGAAAGCCUUUAACUCUUAACUGCACGGUGAGAUUUGGCUUCGAAGAGCACUUUAAACCAGUGAUAAAAUGGUACAUCAAAGAUUCUAAUCAGGAGUGGGAAGUCCCUGCACCUGAGGGGAAAAGUGUUAAAUCCACUUUGAAGGAUGAAGUCAUUGAGCGUGUUGUCUUCUUGAAAGAAGUUACUCAGCAUGAUCUUCGUAGGAAGUUUAUUUGCUUUGCCCAGAACUCCAUUGGGAACACAAGCCAGUCCAUCCAACUGAGAGAAAAGAAAGGAGUGGUGCUUGUAUACAUCCUGCUUGGCACCAUCAUGACCUUGGCAGGCUCGCUGAUGGCAGGGGCUCUGCUCUACACGCACUGGAUUGAAAUAGUGCUGCUGUACCGAACCUACUGGAGCAAGGAUGAGACGCUCGGGGAUAAAAAGGUAUUCGAUGCUUUCGUAUCCUAUGCAAAAUGGAGCUCAUUUGAGAGUGAGGCUACUUCACCUCUCAGUGAGGAACACUUGGCCCUGAAUCUGUUCCCUGAAGUUUUGGAAAACAAAUUCGGAUACAAGCUGUGUUUGCUUGAACGAGAUGUGGCCCCAGGAGGAGUGUAUGCAGAAGAUAUCAUGAACAUUAUUAAGAAAAGUAGAAGAGGAAUAUUUAUCUUGAGCCCCAACUAUGUCAAUGGACCCAGUGUCUUUGAGCUACAAGCAGCUGUGAAUCUUGCCUUGGAUGAUCAAACACUUAAACUAAUUUUAAUUAAGUUCUGUUCCUUCCAAGAGCCACAGUCUCUGCCUCAUCUUGUGAGAAAAGCUCUCCGGGUUCUGCCCACAGUCACUUGGAGAGGCUUAAAAUCAGUCCCUCCUAAUUCCAGGUUCUGGACUCAAAUGCACUACCACAUGCCAGUGAAAAACUCUAAAAGAUUCAUGUGGAACCAUCUUAGAACUAUACUAAGAAAUGUUUUUACUAGGAAAGACUCAAAAAAGCAGACACCACUGGGAGGAACUCCCAGCCCAAGGAACGGUGAGAAGGGCCCCGAGCAGCCUUCCCUCUGGCCUCCGGCGGCUGGAGAUGUUGAUGGGAAGGACACAGAGCAGCAGUGGGGCUGAUGUAAAAUGGAAAGUGUUCUGCCAGCCCCAUGCAAGCCUGGCAGGAGCUGGAAUGACACUGAGGCUGUGGGCAGAGCCUCUGAUCUCCUGGAAUGACAGAGGGAGGGGGCUCCUCUGGACAUUUGCACACAUUCAAGAUGCAAGGCCCCCGAGGUUUUCCUAGUGGCCUGUGCAGUACCAGCACGUACAGCCACUUUUGCUUUGUGACCAUGGACUAUCAUGUCUACUGUGUAUGCACAUACAAAUUUAUGUACAUUUUGCAAUCAAA